Messenger RNA from Abrus precatorius (Indian licorice), 764 nucleotides. RefSeq lists its product as uncharacterized. Bases 37 to 552 code for a protein of 171 amino acids. The record is from RefSeq and is a predicted model, not a curated record. The transcript has 3 exons. NCBI's taxonomy places the organism in Eukaryota, Viridiplantae, Streptophyta, Magnoliopsida, Fabales, Fabaceae.
UAGCUCUCACUCAUCUUUCAUUUUGUGUUGAGAGAGAUGGGCAAUUGCCAAGCUGUGGAUGCUGCAGCUCUAGUGAUCCAACACCCCUCAGGGAAGAUAGAAAGGUUGUAUUGGCCAGUGAGUGCAAGUGAAGUCAUGAAGACUAAUCCAGGUUAUUAUGUCUCUUUGAUCAUACCAUUGUCUGUGUCUGAAGGCCAGAAUCAGGAUCAGAAGAAUGUGGUUUUUACCCGUGUCAAGCUGCUCCGGCCGAAUGAGACUCUCACUCUUGGCCAUGCUUAUAGGCUCGUGACUACUCAAGAGGUUAUGAAGGCAUUGAAAGCCAAGAAAAAUGCAAAGAUGAGGAAGCCACAGGCAAACGCGGUAGAGGCUAUGCAAAUAGUGCACCUAGAAAAGGCAAGUUCGGAUAGUGAAAAUGGAGGGAUGUUGGACUCUGGAAAUAUAUAUCAGGCAAUAAGGGCAGACAGACACAAGCAAAGGAGUUCCACACAUGCUGCACUCAAGCUGAAAUCGUGGCGUCCCUCUCUGCAGAGCAUCUCAGAAGGUGGGAGUUAAUUGUGACAUGUAAGGUGUCUCAUACAACAUUAUUUGAUUGCCUUUUUCAUGUUUGAUGCUCCUCCUGGUUGAAUACCCGAUACAUGGCCAAAGUUCAAGAAAGGUUCCAACUACGAACUGCAAUUUCUCUUCCAUUACCAAUCGCAAUCUCAAAUAAAUCACCAUGUUCCAGGGACAGCAUGUUUGUAUAGCACCAUGAAGAAGAAGAAAUA